Messenger RNA from Clupea harengus (Atlantic herring), 891 nucleotides. It is a transcript of the gene slit3, whose product is annotated as slit homolog 2 protein-like. The transcript is spliced from 2 exons. The coding region runs from base 619 to 891 and encodes 90 amino acids. Gene Ontology annotation, molecular function: heparin binding; Roundabout binding; calcium ion binding. Gene Ontology annotation, biological process: axon guidance; negative chemotaxis. The record is from RefSeq and is a predicted model, not a curated record. NCBI's taxonomy places the organism in Eukaryota, Metazoa, Chordata, Actinopteri, Clupeiformes, Clupeidae.
GAUUUCGGGGGCCGGGGACAGACUGCCAGAUUAUCCUGCAUGCACGCGCUCCCCGAAACUUCUGCUUGUGUUCUUGUGUUCUCGGAAGCUCUUGCUGAUGGAGCGGAGGAAUGCCAAAUCUCACCCUCUCCGAAAACCUUCUGCCAAACACCGCUUUAACCCGAGGAAACCUUUUGAAUCACGCAAACUUUUUCGCUUCUCUUUGAAGGAGAGUAACUUUUAAAGAAAAGACGGGAGUGAUAGGAUUAGUUAAAGCACUCAUUGGAUGAUGGAUAUGUUGGAGAAAUCCACGCAUCUGUAAACUCGAAACUUUCCACACUUCGUUUUCUGCUGUCGUUAAGUGGUGCAAGGACGGCAGAACACGGACAGGGUUCUGAAUGAGAAGUUUUUACAGAGGAGCCAGGGGAAGAAGUUUGAGAAGUUGGACAGAUACAUUUAAUCUGUUCCUGUCCUGGGCUACCCUCACGUUCCCUUUUAGCGUUUGCGAUAUACGCACGGAACUUGGUCAUCUGAACUACCUGCGGAUUUAUCAGUUGUUUUUUUCACAUUCGGUAGAUAUUGUGAUUUUUUUUUCUGUCUGUUCGUUUCUUCCCAAGCCUGCUCUCGGUCGCUGUGGAUAUGUUGGCGUCUGCGCACGGGAGGUGGACCGCGCCGAGGUGCUGGGGAAGCCUCGUGCUGCUCUGUGGAUUGCUGUGCUGUGUGGCGGUGGUGGACGGGUGCCCCCAUAAGUGCAGUUGUUCUGGAUCUCAUGUGGAUUGCCAAGGUCAAGGCUUCAAGAACGUGCCGCGGGGAAUCCCCAGAAACGCCGAGCGCGUGGAUCUGGACCGGAACAACAUCACCCGCAUCACCAAGGUGGACUUCUCUGGCCUGAAGAACCUGCGUGUCCUGUGA